Molecule: messenger RNA, 6791 nt
Organism: Calypte anna (Anna's hummingbird)
Lineage: Eukaryota; Metazoa; Chordata; Aves; Apodiformes; Trochilidae
Gene: LONRF2
Product: LON peptidase N-terminal domain and ring finger 2
Exons: 14
Coding region: 1-3012 (1003 amino acids)
Biological process (GO): protein ubiquitination
Molecular function (GO): ubiquitin-protein transferase activity; protein binding
Source: RefSeq, a predicted model, not a curated record
AUGCGGCGCUGCCCGCCACACGCGGAGGAGCCCCGUCUGCCAGCCGGACGGCGCCGAGGGGGUCCCGGUGCCGACAUCAGCGGCGCCCCGGCCUCGCCCGGCGGGAGCAGCCCCAGCGAGGAAGCGGUUAAGGCCGGGCACCAGGAAACGGGAAGGAAGAGGCUGAGACCAGCAGGAGCCGCACAGCGGAACACCCCCCACCACCCACCUCCUCCUCCUUCCCUCCGUCUCCGUCUCUCCCUCUCCCGCCGGGAGCUGCCGCCGCCAGCGGGCCGGGAGCACGUGCGGGGGGGGGCGGCGCGGCGCCGGGCGGGCACGUGCGGCACCGGCACCUGGCGGCGGCGGCGACCGGGCGGGACCGAAGGAAGGGACAAAGAGGGAGAGAGGGAGGGAUACCUCAGCCCCGCCACCCCGGGGGAGGGCGGUCAGAGGCGGUUUACACAACCGGCCGCCCCUUACAUAAGCCGGGAGCCGGGCCCGCGUGGGCGGUACAAGCCGCCCCCCAUCUCCCCCGCCCCUCCAUCGUCCACCGUCGAUUCCCCCCCCCUCCCCAUCCCCCGUCCGGGAGCCGCCCCCCUGCUGCAGCGAUGUGACCCGCCCCCUCCCUCCCUUCCGUUGCCGUCCCCUCCCAGGAAAGAGCCAGAGUCGGCGGCACCGCGGGCCCAGCAUGGAGUAGAGCGGACCCGGGGCCGGCGGCGCGGCACGGCGGAUCCGGCCCCGGUCUCGGCGGCGGGGGGACCCUGCGCCGAGAUGCUGCAGGUGGCGGAGGAGGCCUUCCGCGGCGGCAACUUCGAGCUGGCGGCCGAGAUCUACGGCUCGGAGCUGGCGGGGCUGCCACAGCCCGAACGGGGCCUGUGCCUCCGCCGUGCCGACGCGCUGGCGCGGGCUGGCCGCAUGGCCGAGGCGCUGGACGCCUACGGUGCGGCGGCGCGGCUGGCGCGGCUGCGGCCCGAGGAGCUGCGGGAGCUGGCCGAGAGCUUCGCCCUCAGCAUCCGCGACAAGGAGCUGCGCCUCCCGCCCUGGGGGAGCGGCGGAGCCGGCGGCGGGGCGGAGGGCGAGGGGCUGGGGGACCCGGCGUGCUGCCGUCCGCCCGAGCUCUUCGCUUGCCCGCUGUGCCGGCGGCUGCUGUGCGAGCCGGUGACCCUGCACUGCGGGCACACCCACUGCCGCCGCUGCGCUGAGCCCGGAGACUGCGGCCGCUGCCACCGCCCCCGCCGGCCCGCCGAGACGACCCCUCCAGCCGCCCCCUCCUCCUCGUCGCCAUCGACACCCGCCGCCCGCCUGCGGGUCAACGUGGUGCUGGGCAACCUGCUGCACAAGUGGUUCGGUGCCGAAAGCCGAGCGCGGCGGCUCCGCGCAGAGGGCGACGCGCUGCGGGAGCGGCAGGAGCUGCCGGCCGCCCUGGAGAAGUACAACCAGGCCCUGGAGAUGGCCUCUUGCAAGUGUUCACUCAUAGCACAGCGAGCAGAACUCUGUACAUCAAUGAAAAACUACCAGCAAGCUCUCCAUGACGCGGAUGUCCUCUGCCGAAACAAACCCCACUGGCCUGCGGGCCAUUAUGUGAAAGCAAAAGCUCUUUCUGGAUUGGAAAGGACUGAGGAAGCAUUGAAGGAAUUUCUCUAUUGUGUUGCCUUAAAUCCUGAAUGGAGCUCAAUGAAGAAAGAAGCCCAAAAGAUAAUGUGUGAGAUGUUUUUCCCAGCCUUUGAAAAUGUGCAUGAUAGUCUAACAGCACCUUUCUCUAGCCGAACAUCCCAUACAAGAUUGAAACCUGCGUUUCUGAGUAGCAUAAAUACACAAGCAACUGCAGAAGAUAGCUCUAUUGCUGGGUCCUCAAAGGAUACUGUGUUCAGGUUAACAAAAACCCCGUCCCAAGAAUCUGAUGUAUUUAGAAGCACUGAUUCUUCUGUUUCCCAUCAUGUUCUGGAUCUCUAUUUUGAAGAUAACAAGAAGUCACUGGGAGCUAUUCUCUCCAGUUUACCUGGGGUUGGCUUAAAAAGAAAACUGUCCAGUGAUAUGAAGGAUGUGCAAGGCUUGGAUGUCCCCAGUAAGAUUCCUAAAAAAGAUGCAGAUGUUAUACCUGAAAACACCAUCAUCACUUCAGGAGAGGUACCAACAACUCUGGUGGAUGCAUCGGACUUUGAGUGUUCCCUGUGCAUGAGGUUGUUCUAUGAACCUGUUACUACUCCCUGUGGACACACCUUUUGCCUCAAAUGCCUUGAGCGUUGCCUUGACCAUAAUCCACAUUGCCCGCUCUGCAAAGAAAAGCUGUCAGAGUUUCUGGCAAGCAGAACUUACAAGAAGACCAUCCUUACAGAAGAACUGAUAGUCCGUUACUUGCCAGAGGAAUUAUCUGAAAGGAAGAAAGUUUAUGAGGAAGAAAUGAAGGAACUGUCAAAUCUGAACAAAGAUGUUCCCAUCUUCGUAUGUACCAUGGCCUUUCCAACCAUCCCUUGCCCACUCCAUGUCUUUGAGCCUCGUUAUCGUCUAAUGAUAAGAAGAUGCAUGGAAACUGGUACCAAGCAGUUUGGCAUGUGCCUAGCUGAUGAAUUAAAAGGAUUUGCAGAUCAUGGCUGUAUAUUAGAGAUCAGGGACGUAAAGUUUUUUCCUGAUGGGCGCUCAGUUGUUGAUACAGUUGGUGUCCGUCGUUUUAGGGUCUUAAGCCAUGGCCAGCGAGAUGGAUAUAACACAGCAAACAUCGAGUAUCUUGAAGAUAAAAAGGUUGAAGGACCGGAAUAUGAAGAACUUGUCCGCCUUCAUGACUCAGUUUAUGAUCAAGCUGUUGCCUGGUUUACAUCUCUUAAAGACAAUAUGAAAGUUCAGAUUCUUAAUCAUUUUGGGUCCAUGCCAGGAAAAGAGCCAGAGCCACAGUUUUGGUCUAUCAGUGUGAAGCAUGGAAAACAAUCAGUGGAAAACAAUAUAUCAAUAGCAACCCCAGUGGUCCUGCCUGGUACUGGUGGCUCUUGGCAGUGUUGCCUCUGGAAAAUAGAGCUCAACUGGCAAUACUGGCCAUGACAUCCCUUAAAGAUCGUCUUAUUGCCAUCAGACGUGUAUUGAUAUUUGUGACUCGCAAAAGACCCAGAUAACAUGGACUUCAGUUGUGAGUGGGUACCAAAACCAUCUCGCAAUAGGUUGUCUGGGGGGAGGGGUUGUUUUUUUGUUUUCUAAAGAUUCCUUCAAAAAGGAACAGCCCUUUCUGACUGUGUCCAGUAUCCAUUGAUUGCAUCGGUUUGUUAUCCUGGGUAUUCGCCAAACCUUGCACUCUGUCCUGUUGUCCUGGUGAAAUCUGAGCCUCUACAAAGCUGUGCUACAGUCAAGAGCAUAGCUGACAGAUGUGGAUAAUUACUUCAAAGUACUACCAUAGAAUUGAUGUUUCUAGCCUGCAAGAGAGUCAAGUACUAGAGUAGCACCAUUGGCCUGCAUGUGAUUUGGAUUUCUACUUGGUAGGAAGAGGAAACUGGACAGUGGAUUGAAGAGAUGUUUCCUGGACUUUCUUGAACGUAGUGAACAGAAGAUGAAUUAUGCUGCCCAGCUGAAGUAUGCAUGAAGGCUAUAACCAACAGUACACUCUGUUAGUAAAUUGGUAGGCAGUCUGUCAUACACCUACAUCUUUCUCUUUUCAGCAAACAGUAGUCUGUGAGGAAAAAAAAAUUGAACCCAUUUGUGGUUAAGGCAUCUGGGGGUGUUUAUCUGAAAGAAUAAUAGCUACAGAAGAAGUAUACUAUUUAGUAGCCUUAGGUAAUCCCUUGUGUUGUGAUUUAUGUGUCAUAGUGGAUCGAGUAUGUACAAAAUGUAAAGGUGUACUUUGGUUUAUUUAGAAAGAAAAAUCAAAGUAAUCCUAACUGGUCUUAUCUCAAAAUUCAAACCAAACCGGAUCCUUUAAGUACAAACUUCGCUGUGAAAUAAUGAUUUCACUCUGAGUAUGAGGGAGGCAUGCUGCAGUUUGCUCUGAAUGCCUGUCCAGCACGUGGGACUGGCAAGGAUGAAACUUGGGGAGGUUUCUAUCUUCCUCUUGCCUGCAGUGUCAUGCUCACCUGCUGUUAUGUUGGAGUGAUCUCUACUGAACAUGUUUCAAACCGAAAGUAUUGUAGUUUAGUACCAGUUGCUGUAUAUGAUGGAAAUCAGUCCACAAUAACACCAUGAAAGGAGGCAUGAACUGAACCUUUAAAAGCAAGUCUCAAUGCAAGCUUAAAUCAGGUGUUAACGUUCUUUUGUUGCUUUGUUUAUUAUUUUAUAUAUUUUUUGUUAAUAUCUAACUUUGAUAGCUAUUAAAUUGAUUGCUUGUCAGUCAAAUGAUCUACAUUUGCUCAACUGCCAAUGAAAUAGCCAACAGUGUUACCAAUUCAAUUGGCAUAGUUUCCUGUAAGUAGAACUGAUCCUACCAACAGGAAAAAAAAUGUUGACUUGAAUCUCCAUAUGCUGCAAGCAUAGCAAGACCAAUGUAAAGACUCAUUCAUGUGCAGAAGUCUGAUAAGAAAUGGCUGUUUACCUAAAUGGUCAAAGUGCCUGGUUUCUUUUUUUAGUUCUUUUGUCCUUAUUUGUCAAUGAAUAUGUAUUUAAACUUUUUUUUUUUCCAAUUUGCACAUGAAUUCUGGAAGAAGACUGCAUUAAAAUGCAGUGAUUGAGAUAUAUUACCUUCUCUCUUUGGGUAUUGUAGAUAUAAUCUGUGUGGUCUGGGAAACAAAAAUACAGGUUUUUUUUUCCUUCCAGCAAAUGACUACCACAAAUGGUUUCUGUAACAUACCCUGAAUGUACUGUACCUGCCUCUACCUUGAACACGCCUUUUUCUAUUUAAAUAGUUUGUAAGUGUAUUCUCUGAAUUGUGAAGUGCAUAACUUACAACCAAUGAUGUCAUAACCUCUACAGUAGCCUUCUGCUACCCUCACCAAAAUACUCAAAAUUCAAGUUGAACACAUUUCCUCCAAGAUUUGAAGAUGGCAAAGAGGAGAUCAGUGAAGUAUAAAGGAAUUGCUCUAUAUAUGGGGGAGGAAAUGUCAGAAGUCAGUAGGUCUUCAGCCCACUGUCAGCUGAGCUACCGAAGGUUGGUUUCACCAACUUAUUCUCAGACCAGAAGACGGACUGUAUUUGAUCUUGCAGUCCUUUCUGUUCAGCUUCCUGUUCUUCCCAUCCCUUUCUCAUGCUCUGUAUUUCUUCUAGAGUCACUCAUCUUGCUCCUUUGUAUGUCUGGCCUGGUUUUGAGUGUUACUAAUUUAGCUGCAAGGGGACACUGAUGGUAUUUGUGUAUUACUGGUCCCCAGUCUUACAUGUGCUUAGUUUUAGGAGUGCAUUUAAGGAAAAAAAAAAAAUCAAGGUGCUAGUUAGUGUCUUCUUGGCUUUGCCUCAGUAACUAAUGUGAAUAUUCUUCUUUGCAAAAGUGAUUUUUUUCAAGGUAUCUACUUUUGAGGUACUUCUGAGAUGAAACCCUAUGGAACAAGAGAGUUUGUUUACUGCUGUUCUGUAAUGUGUAAAGACAUUUUACAUGGGAAGUGACAUUACUGUGUUCAUGAAGACCUACAUAAUUAAUGGAAUGAUAGUUAUGGAAGAGAAAGCUGAACUGUAGAGGGAUUUUUUUUUACUUGAGGUUUAAAGCAGUUUGUGAGUAUUUCAGUGACUGAUGUUUUGGAUAAAUGAUAACCUAGGAAUUGUCUGUGUAUGGAUGCAAAUAAUUAUAUUAGCAGCCCAAAGCUGACAUUUCUUCCAAAACAUCGAAUGCUGAUCAAAUAGCAAAGCUUUAAUAAAGAAAUAAAUCACCACUGCCCUGUGGUACUUGGUUUCUAUGGGAAAGUACCAAUUCCUUUGUUACCAAAUUAUCUCUGAUAUAUAAUCUCUACAGCAUCCAGUAGUACCUCAUGGGAAAAGCUAGCUAUCUCAUUUCUCUCUAGAGGAAAUGUCCAGGUUACAGCCAAUCUAAGUUUAGCUGUAACUUGUUGCCAGGGUACACGUUGGGAGCAUUGGAGCUGAGCCUCCUGGAAGAGAUAGACAGGAUUCGUUGCCUUUCUGGCUCAUUACACUUUUCUUGCUUGCUGUCCAAGCAAGGAUGCUGGGAUAUAUGAUGAGUCUUUUCACUGUGGUGAAUGUGGCCCUUCUUUAUACAUCGUAAAGAGGCCAAAAAAAAAAAAAAAAUCCCUCUACCUCUACACCUGUUGUUCACCUGUAAAGCAAGCUUCAAGCUGCAAAAUUAUAUAUAUAUUUUAACCUUUUUUUGUCUUUCAGAAGCAUACUAAUUGUUUGCCACUGAGGCCUUUUAUCUACUGUAUUUUAAUAUGUUCAUUUGAUAGUCAUCGAGAUCUCUUUGUACUUCUAACCUGUAGAUCUUGUCAUGUUUCUUACUGCUCCUUUUUCCUUGUUCUCCAGUCCACUUUUAAAUUGAUAAAUAGAAAGCUGUACACUCUCUAUUCCUAUUACAUUUUACACUAGUGGAACUGGUAUUUUGGUAGCGCCUUAAUUUUGCAGUUGUGAAAUGAUUGUAUCAACUCUUAUCUGGGGCUUCUGACCAGAUUUAAACAAGUAUGUUUAAUGUAGAUAAACUUGAAACAAUUUUUUUACUGUUUUAAAGCUAGUUAUGAAAUGGAGUGUGUACAUAUGUAUAAAUAUAAAUUAUUAAUCUGCACCUUUUUGUAUCUAGUAAAUACAGAAGUUCAUGUUCUAACCACAUUUGGCACCUCUUGUUGCAUAAGCAAAGCCAAAACUUUUUUUAAAAAUUGCAAUGUUCAUUUCAUGUAUAUUUGCAAUAUUCAUGGGAAAUGUAUUUAAUUUAUGUGAUAUUUGGAAUAAAACCAAUUGAAUUUAUAAGA